Messenger RNA from Radiomyces spectabilis, 652 nucleotides. RefSeq lists its product as uncharacterized. Bases 161 to 517 code for a protein of 118 amino acids. Lineage: Eukaryota; Fungi; Mucoromycota; Mucoromycetes; Mucorales; Radiomycetaceae. The transcript is spliced from 4 exons. The record is from RefSeq and is a predicted model, not a curated record.
UUUCUCAACUCAUUUUCUAUUCUUAAACGUCAGACAUCCCCUUUUAGCUUUCUUUUCAUUUAAAUUACAUCUUUUUUCCCUUGAACUUUUUCUUUUUGAAUUCCCUUUCCCGAGAAUUUAUUUUAUCAAUAUUUCCACUUAAUCUAUCGGUUUUUCUAUCAUGAUGGCUACUCAAGUUGCAGGUUACACGGUGAUCAAUCCUACUGAACUUAAUAUUACUUUUGAGGAAGCCAUGACCCACGCUCAACGCACCGGAGCGUUUCUACAAGAGAUGCUCCGCAUGCUGGAACCACCCCAGGUUAAAAGCAAUGAGAUCGCCAAGGAUGCUUACAACGAGUGUUUGCAGCUCAAGGAUUAUUUGGCUGAUCAGCUGUGGUGUGUCACUGAUGCGGAUAAGAUUGCGGAACUUACGGAUGCAUUAGAGACAUUAUCACGAGCUUGCAGCAAUUACGAUAUGAUGAAAGAUGUCGCCGAAGGAGAUUGGGAAUUGGUGGAUGUGCGAGUACCUAGCUUCUAAUAGUUGAGGUUCAACUCGACAAAAAUUAGAAAAAUGGGUCAUACGUUUAUAUCAUGCAUUAUCACAUUUACCAAUAAUAUCAGCAAACAGAAAAAAAACCAUAUCGUCUCUUAAUUGUUGCUUGCUCUAUUUGAU